Molecule: messenger RNA, 2050 nt
Organism: Zea mays
Lineage: Eukaryota; Viridiplantae; Streptophyta; Magnoliopsida; Poales; Poaceae
Product: WD repeat-containing protein 25
Exons: 5
Coding region: 16-1455 (479 amino acids)
Molecular function (GO): protein binding
Source: RefSeq, a predicted model, not a curated record
AGAGAAACCAACGCCAUGGCCUCCAUUUCGUCGAAUCCCGUCCGCUCUUCGUCUACAAUGGCAAUUAUCUCCCCCUGCAGUCUUGGACGCAGGGAAUACUUGAAACCCCGGCUCCCGAUGGAUCUCCUCUCUGCUGCGUACGGUGCUACCUCUGACGAUGAGGAUGCCGCGGACCGACCCUUCUCCAUGCCGGUUGCCACCAGGUCCGCCUCCUUCUCUCCACCUCCCAUGAAGCCGCCGCGGUGGGAAUCUCACCCAUACCUCCCUCCAACCCACUGCUUCCCGCAACCACCUCUGCCCGACGCAGCGCUGCCACUGGCAUCUCCAUCCAGCGGCAGAUACAUUUCCAAGAGGGAGCGCGCUCUCCUGGCCUCAUCAGGGGCACAUAUUGAAUCCGGAUCAUCCCUGCCUCUGACGAGAGUGGAUUUUGAAUCUGCAGUUGGCUCUAUCACCUAUCCAAAUCUACGAGCUGACAUUUUGCAUUCUUUGCGAUGCCAACCGAAACCUGGACCAAGCACAAGUUUCCCUUUGAGGCUCUCAGUUUGUUUGAAGGGUCACACUAAAGCAAUCAAUUGUGUAGAUUGGUCACCGACUCAUGGGCAUCUUCUUGCUUCUGCUGGAAUGGAUCACACGGUUCAUGUAUGGAAUGUAUGGGACAAAGGGAAUACCACUGCUCGUGUUUUGAAACAUCACACUGCUGCUGUAAAGGAUGUAAGGUGGUCACUUCAUAGGCCCUUUUUACUUUCUGGAGGGCUUGAUUGUUCCUUACAGCUAGUUGAUGUUGUUGAGGGAAAAGUAAUGGAAGUAUUCAAGGAGGAUCAAGCUGUGGAGGUUAUCAAGUUCAAUCCAAGCAACCCCGAUCUCUUCCUAUCUGGUGGGUCCAAGGGUUCCCUUAAACUCUGGGAUAUUCGAUGUGGUCUGGUAACAAAAGAAUUUCAGAGAAGCCUUGGAACCAUCCUUGACAUUGACUUCAGUGCUGAUGGAAGACAAUUUAUCUCUUCAACUGACACAACCAGAAGCAAUAUUAGUGAGAACACUAUAAUUGUUUGGGAUGUCCUGCGACAAGUUCCUUUAUCUAACCAGGUUUAUACCGAAGCAUUCACAUGCCCGUGUGUAAGGUACCACCCACGUGAAGCAUCAUUUGUUGCACAGUCCAAUGGGAACUACAUUGCUAUUUUUUCAGCAAGGCCACCCUUCAAGCUGAACAAGUACACGCGGUUUGAAGGACAUGGAGUGUGGGGUUUCCCUGUGAAGUGCAGCUUUUCCCUUGGCGGGAGAGAACUCGCAUCUGGUUCAUCCGAUGGGUCCAUUUACUUCUAUGAUUACAGGUCGGCAAGGCUUUUGAGGAAAAUAGAAGCCUUCAAAGAGGCGUGCACUGAUGUCGCGUACCACCCAGUAAUGCCUAAUGUGAUCGCUGCUUGUAGCUGGGCUGGUGAAAUAUCUGUCUUUGAGUGACAUGAUUAUAAUGCUGUGUGGAGAAGCAUCAGCAGUUCAGAACCGCUAGCAUAUAUAUAUAUAUAUAUAUAUAUAUAUAUCUUCUGUGACUCAAACACCAGUUAAUGGUCAUAGCAGAUUCCAAAAUAAAAAUAAUUUGCUGUAUGGAGUUCAUCGUCUGAAUUUCAGUCUCAGCCUCGCCUAUGAACAGAUUAUUUGUGGUUUCAAACAAAGCCUUGUUCUUUCUGUUCAAAGUAGAUGAAACAUCAUAGCACAUUGAUUGUAGUGGCAACAUGGACCGAGAAGAAGAUAAGUGAGUUGAAGAGGCUGCUGAGCGGGCAAAGCGUAUAGCUGAACUUUCACCGCCGCCUGAGCCGUAUGAUCCCGAAGUCGAUCCGGCCAUGAAGGAAGCAUUAGAAACGAUAAGGAUCGCCAACGAAGCUGUCAACAGACUCCUAAAUGAAGCUACCGAUAAGAUAUUGAAAGAGGACUGAAUUCUUGUGUACUAAAAAAUGUAAUAUUCGUGUAUGAGUCGAACAUCGAACGUUUGUAUGUAUAUUAAUGUAAUAUAUUUCUUUUGCGAUGCAUGAAAUCUAUGUACAUACCGUUUUGAGCC